This is a messenger RNA of Perca fluviatilis (European perch), 805 nucleotides long. It is a transcript of the gene tmem230b, whose product is annotated as transmembrane protein 230b. The record is from RefSeq and is a predicted model, not a curated record. The transcript has 3 exons. Bases 276 to 638 code for a protein of 120 amino acids. Lineage: Eukaryota; Metazoa; Chordata; Actinopteri; Perciformes; Percidae. Gene Ontology annotation, cellular component: endomembrane system; synaptic vesicle. Gene Ontology annotation, biological process: synaptic vesicle transport.
UGCGCAGGCGCACUGCAGACCGAGGCAUAAACACGGAAGAGCCGUUAAGAGUCUCAGCAGCCAGCAGAGGCGGUUUAACGGUCAUAGAGAAGCCUUGGUAACGAACAACAGCUCGCUGUAACCUCCCUCCAAACUAGCUAGCUAGUUUCAGGGGAAUAACAGGCUAGCAGCCCUCAUCACGUCGCAGUAACGUUAAUAUUCCGCUUGACUUGGUGACGUUAUGACGGCGUCGGUAGAUUGAAACAGCGUGAACAGCGUGGAAGCGGCUGAAGAAGAUGCCUGCUCGGAACGUCGUGUCGGGUAGAGUCGGGUACUCCCGGGUGGCCUCUGAUGAUGACGGCUACAUCGACCUACAGUUCAAAAGGAGCCCACCCAAAGUGCCGUACAAAGCCAUAGCGCUCGCCACAGUCCUCUUCCUAAUCGGCUCUCUGCUGAUCAUCAUCGGCUCUCUUCUCCUGGCUGGAUACUUCGGGGUCACUGUGAGUAUUAGGAACAGACACUCGGACCGAACCGUACCCGUCCUCAUCAUCGGGAUCCUCGUCUUCCUGCCUGGUAUUUACCACCUACGGAUAGCGUACUACGCAUCAAGGGGUUACCGGGGCUACUCCUACGACGAUAUCCCCGACUUUGAUGACUGAAAACGCCAAAGCUUCAGCCACAGUCUUCCUGUACUCACGUAUACUCUUAAUAUUCUGCUUCGGCUAAUUCGAGGGCACUGAUAUUUUAAAAGAAGAUGAGUUUAAAAACAUAGUGUGUAAAAACAAAAUAACAGACGUAGCAGCUGUGACGUCACCCAUUGGUUUGU